Molecule: messenger RNA, 3613 nt
Organism: Pseudonaja textilis
Lineage: Eukaryota; Metazoa; Chordata; Lepidosauria; Squamata; Elapidae
Gene: PARP1
Product: poly(ADP-ribose) polymerase 1
Biological process (GO): protein poly-ADP-ribosylation; double-strand break repair
Cellular component (GO): nucleolus; nucleus
Molecular function (GO): NAD binding; DNA binding; NAD+ poly-ADP-ribosyltransferase activity
Source: RefSeq, a predicted model, not a curated record
CCGGGCGGCCUUCGAAGAGCUCCACAGCGAGGCGAGGCUAAUCAAUCGCUGAAGCUGAGGCGCUCGGACGGGGCGGGAUCACGAGCUCUGCGCUCGGCACGAUCUUGGCGCCACCGCCGCCGAGCAGAAAUUGCCGCUUUCUUUCUCGAGGCUCAGCGGGAAGCUUUCCCUGGGGGCGUCGCGGGUCUAAGGGUGGCUAUGGCGGAACCCGCAGAGAAGCUUUACCGGGCCGAAUACGCCAAGAGCGGCCGGGCUUCCUGCAAGAAAUGCAAGGAAAACAUCGCCAAGGACUCGCUCCGCCUGGCCAUCAUGGUGCAGUCCCCUAUGUUUGAUGGCAAAGUACCUCAUUGGCACCACUAUUCUUGCUUCUGGAAACAAGCUCAGCUGCUGUCCCAUGCUGAUCUGGAGGGCUUCUCAGAACUGCGUUGGGAAGACCAGGAAAAAAUUAAAAAACACAUAGAAGGUGGAGGAGCUGCAGCAGGCAAAGGUGGCGGCCAAGAAGGAGGUGGCAAAUGUGAAAAAAUCUUAAAUGAUUUUGCAGCAGAAUAUGCAAAGUCCAAUAGAAGUACUUGCAAAGGUUGUGAACAAAAGAUAGAAAAGGGUCAGAUCAGAAUCUCAAAGAAAAUGGUGCUUGCUCAAAAGCCACAGCUGGGGAUGAUAGACAAUUGGUACCAUCUUGCCUGUUUCAGUAGCCGCAGAACAGAUCUGGGGUUUCUUCCCACCUUUAAUGCCUCUCAGAUCCAGGGCUUUGAGCUCCUGAAGGCAGAAGACAAAGAAACUCUAAAGAUGCAGCUACCCUCUGUCAAGAAUGAAGGAAAGAGAAAAGGAGAUGAGGUGGAUGCAAAUGUGAUCUCAAAAAAGAGACCCAAGAAAGAGAAAGAAAAAUUAUCAAAACAGGAAAAGCUGCUAAAGGAUCAGACAGAACUGAUUUGGAAUAUCAAAGAUGACUUGAAGAGAGCCUGUUCUACCAAUGACUUGAAGGAGCUCCUGAUAGCCAACAAGCAAAAAGUUCCUUCCGGGGAAGCUGCUAUCUUGGACUGUGUUGCAGAUGGGAUGGCUUUUGGAGCUCUGCUUCCCUGUGAAGAGUGCAAAGGACAGUUUGUGUUCAAGAACAAUGCCUAUUAUUGCACAGGGUAUAUUACAGCUUGGACCAAAUGUGUUGCCAAGACACAGAUGCCCAACAGGAAAGAAUGGACAAUCCCAAAGAAAUUCCGGGAGAUCCCUUACCUAAAGAAAUUCAAAUUUAAAAAGCGGGAUAGAGCAUUAUCGCCAGAGGCUGCUUCUACAAAUUCUGUACCACCUUCAGCAGUUUCUGAUCCUAUUACAGAGAAUUCAGCUACACCAGCAGAUAAGCCAUUAAACAACAUGAAGAUAAUAGUCCUUGGGAAAUUGUCGAAGACCAAGGAUGAAAUUAAAUCUAUCAUUGAAGAACUUGGGGGAAAGGUGACAGUGACUGUGAAUAAAGCUGACUUGUGCAUCAGCUCUCAAAAGGAAGUUGAGAAAAUGAACAAAAAAAUGGAAGAAGUAAAGAAAGCCCAUUUGUGUGUGGUGUCGGAGGACUUCCUCCAGGAUAUAAAAAGCUCCAGCAAGGGUUUUCAGGAGCUUCGGUCACUGCAUGCGGUGUCUCCCUGGGGUACAGAAGUAAAGCAGGAACACAAAGAAGUAUCUGUGAGUGGAAAAUCCAGUGGACACGCAAACCUGAAAAAUUCUGGGAAGAACAAGGAAGAGCAAGGAACAAGCAAGUCUGAGAAGAAAAUGAAGUUGACAGUUAAAGGAGGGGCUGCUGUCGAUCCUGAUUCAGGUCUGGAAGAUUCUGCACAUGUUUUUGAAAAAAGUGGAAAAAUCUUCAGUGCCACUUUGGGUCUAGUUGAUAUUGUCCAAGGAACAAAUUCUUAUUACAAACUUCAACUGCUAGAGGAUGACAGAGAGACCAGGUACUGGGUUUUUCGCUCAUGGGGUCGUGUUGGCACAUCAAUUGGAAGUAAUAAGCUAGAGAAGAUGCCUUCUAAAGAAGAAGCCGUUGAACAUUUUCUAGAUCUGUAUGAAGAGAAAACAGGCAAUUCCUGGCAUUCCCCAAAUUUCACCAAAUAUCCCAAAAAAUUCUACCCUUUGGAGAUCGACUAUGGUCAGGAUGAAGAAGCAGUCAAGAAACUGACAGUGAGUGCAGGAACCAAGUCAAAGCUUCCAAAGGCUGUCCAAGAUCUUAUUAAGAUGAUUUUUGAUAUAGAAAGUAUGAAGAAAGCCAUGGUGGAGUUUGAGAUUGAUCUCCAGAAGAUGCCAUUGGGGAAGUUAAGUGAGAGGCAGAUACAGAGCGCAUACUCGAUCCUGAGUGAAGUGCAACAGGCAGUUUCUGAUGGUGGCACAGAUUCACAGAUAUUAGAUCUCUCCAAUCGCUUCUACACUCUAAUUCCCCAUGACUUUGGGAUGAAGAAGCCUCCACUUCUAAACAACCUUGACUACAUUAAGACUAAAGUGGAAAUGCUGGAUAAUCUGCUUGACAUAGAGGUCGCUUAUAGCCUUCUAAGAAGUGGUGGUCAGGAUGGGGAUAAAGAUCCAAUAGAUGUGAACUAUGAGAAGCUCAAAACCAAUAUUCAGGUAGUAGAUAAGGAUUCAGAAGAAGCCAAGAUUAUAAAACAAUAUGUUAAGAACACCCAUGCAAGUACCCACAAUGCAUAUGAUUUGAAAGUUAUGGAGAUUUUCAAGAUUGAACGUGAUGGAGAAUAUCAACGUUAUGAACCCUUCAGGGACUUACACAAUCGCCAGUUGCUCUGGCAUGGUUCUCGCACUACCAAUUUUGCUGGUAUCUUGUCACAGGGUCUCCGAAUAGCUCCACCUGAAGCCCCAGUGACUGGCUAUAUGUUUGGCAAGGGUAUCUACUUCGCAGAUAUGGUGUCCAAAAGUGCCAACUAUUGUCACACCUCUCAAAUUGAUCCUGUAGGCCUAGUCUUGCUGGGAGAAGUUGCUCUUGGAAACAUGUUUGAAUUGAAAAAUGCUUCCCAUAUAACCAAGCUACCAAAAGGCAAGCACAGCGUCAAAGGUUUGGGCAAAACAGCCCCAGAUCCCACAUCCACUGCUUCUCUUGAUGGUGCAGAUGUUCCUUUAGGAAAAGGAAUUCCAUCUGGAAUAAGCAAUACUUCUCUUAUGUAUAAUGAAUACAUUGUCUAUGAUAUUGCUCAGGUGAAACUGAAGUAUCUGCUGAAAUUAAAGUUCAACUAUAAGACAACUCUUUGGUGAAGAUCAGCUUCUUCAAAUUAAUAAUACAAAUGUUUUUGAACUCCUCCUUUAUUUUAUUUUUUGAUAAAUACACAAGAUUAGAUGAAAAAUGCUGAGCAAUUUUGUAUUUGUGCUUCUCUCCCCCCCUCCCCCUUCUCCCUUCCCCUCUUGGCUUAAUCUAGUUUGGACAUAUUGUACAUCUUUAACUAACAACAAUCUCCCAUUCCCCAAAAAGGGAGGGGAAGUCAGUAACCCUUGAAUUAAACUUUUAGUAUAAGAGACAGGGGAGAUAGAUUUAGAAUUGUUUACACACUUUUUUCUUCUUUUCCAAAUCUUCCUUAAUUUGUAUUCUGAAUAAAUGUUAAUGUGUUUAUUUUGAAGUAAAAAAUAAAAGCUACUU